AUGAAGCUCCUCCGCCAACAAAUCGAGGCCAAAACCGGCGCAGGCACCGCAACGCUCCUCCCCGAAGAACCAGAAGACAUGUGGCACGCCUACAACCUAAUCCAACCGACCGACCAAAUUCGCGCCAAAGCCAUCAGACGCAUCUCUAAAGAAAUGGGCGCCGGUGCCGUAACCUCCCAGCGCAUCGCGCUCGACCUUACCAUCGCCGUUACAUCAAGCGACUUCGACCUCGCAAGCAACGAGCUCCACGUCGCCGGGCGUGUCGUCUCUGAGAACGAGCACGUCAAGAUGGGCAGCCACCAUACGCUGGACCUAGAGUUGAAUCGCAAAUUCACGCUUGAGAAGGUGGACGGGUGGGAUAGUGUGGCGGUGGGGAUGUUGACCGAGGCUUGUAAUACGGGGAGUAGGGCGGAGAUGUGGGCGGUGGUUAUGGGCGAAGGGAUUGCCAAUAUUUGCUUGAUUACUGAGCACCAGACUAUACUGCGGAAUCGCGUGGAGGUGUCGGUGCCGAGGAAGGGCAAGGGACACAUGGAGCAGCAUAACAAGGGGCUAGAGAAGUUUCACAAUAUGCUAUUGAGCACGCUGCAGAGGGAUAUGGAGAGUGCGAAGAGGGAUGCGCAGACAGAGAAGACGGCGCCGCUGUUGCUUGCGAGCGCGGGCUUCUACGCGCAGGCUUUUCUGCAAUUUGUCAAGGACUAUGCGGUACGGACAGGGAAUAAAUUCCUCCAGGUUCUUAUACCGAGUAUUGUCGUUGCGCAUUCGGCUGGCGAACACGUUCACAACCUCGCGGAGGUACUAGCAUCACCAGCCUGCACGGCGAAGCUCUCCGAUGCCAAGUUCACCCGCGAAACCGCACUCAUGGACACGUUCAUGAAACACAUGCGACUGGAAGACGGGCGCGCCGCGUACGGACCACGAGAAAUCGAACGGGCGGUGGAUAGUGGAGCAGUCGGCAGAGGGGGCGGUGUACUUCUGAUUUCGAAUACGCUUUUCCGAUCACACAACCUCGCCGAGAGAAAACGAUGGGUUGCACUUGUGGAUCGGGUGAAAGACAUUGAAGGUGGUGAGGUGAGGGUAUUGAGUAGCUUGCACGAGAGCGGGAAGAGAUUAGAGGCGCUGGGGAGCAUUGCCGCCAUCCUGACGUACCCACUAGAAGAGAUCGACGACGAUGAAGAUGAGGAAGAGGUCAACGGGGUGCAUGCAAACGAUGACGAAAUGAUAAUAUAG
Messenger RNA from Didymosphaeria variabile, 1227 nucleotides. It is a transcript of the gene DOM34, whose product is annotated as Translation factor pelota. NCBI's taxonomy places the organism in Eukaryota, Fungi, Ascomycota, Dothideomycetes, Pleosporales, Didymosphaeriaceae. Bases 1 to 1227 code for a protein of 408 amino acids. Gene Ontology annotation, cellular component: cytoplasm. The record is from RefSeq and is a predicted model, not a curated record. Gene Ontology annotation, biological process: ribosome disassembly; nonfunctional rRNA decay; nuclear-transcribed mRNA catabolic process, non-stop decay. The transcript has a single exon.